Molecule: messenger RNA, 771 nt
Organism: Penicillium roqueforti
Lineage: Eukaryota; Fungi; Ascomycota; Eurotiomycetes; Eurotiales; Aspergillaceae
Exons: 1
Coding region: 1-771 (256 amino acids)
Biological process (GO): coenzyme A biosynthetic process
Cellular component (GO): phosphopantothenoylcysteine decarboxylase complex
Molecular function (GO): FMN binding; phosphopantothenoylcysteine decarboxylase activity
Source: RefSeq, a predicted model, not a curated record
AUGUCUCAAUCAACCCACUUCAUUAGUGGCAUCGAAGACGCCUCAUACAAAAAUCCCACGGAAUUAAAAACACCGAUCUGUGACAAUCGCAUUCAUCUCCUCCUUGCCGCAACCGGCUCAGUCGCGACUAUCAAAAUAGCCAAUAUCAUCAGCGCCCUUUCCCCGCAUAUCCACAAGCUCUCAAUAAGAGUAAUCCUCACCACCAAAGCCAAGCAAUUCCUCGCCGGCCAGUCCGCCGAGCAGCCCACCGCCUCGUCCCUCAUUUUUCUCCCUGGCGUGGAAGCCGUGUACGAUGAUGACGCUGAGUGGGGACCAGAGCCCUGGCGCCGAGGCGUUGAUAUCUUGCACAUAUCUCUCCGACGCUGGGCAGAUAUCCUUGUCAUUGCUCCUCUUUCCGCAAACACACUAGCUAAGCUCGCCAACGGACUAAGCGAUAACCUGUUGACAUCGGUAUGUCGGGCGUGGGAUACCGAUGGCCAGGUUGACGGGAAACGAAAGCGAAUAGUAGUUGCGCCGGCCAUGAAUACGGCUAUGUGGCGGCACCCAGUGACGGCCCAGCAUAUCGGGGUGCUAGAGGAGGAGUGGGGGGUUAAUAAAGACGAGGGCAGGGGAGAGGAAACAGGUUGGUUCGAGGUUCUUCACCCGCAGUCGUCGAAGGUCUUAGCUUGUGGGGAUGUGGGGAGUGGUGCGAUGUUGGAAUGGACUGAGAUAGUGAAGGUUAUUGAAGAUAGGUUAGGGUUGGGGGAUCAGAACUCAUCUCAGAGUAGUUAG